Molecule: messenger RNA, 1275 nt
Organism: Brachypodium distachyon (stiff brome)
Lineage: Eukaryota; Viridiplantae; Streptophyta; Magnoliopsida; Poales; Poaceae
Product: UPF0481 protein At3g47200
Exons: 1
Coding region: 1-1275 (424 amino acids)
Source: RefSeq, a predicted model, not a curated record
AUGCCUAUCCAAGAGAAGGUGACAAUGAUGACCGAGAGACUCAAGGCCGAUUUCUCCAAGAAUGAAACCAAGAUCCAUAGGUUUCCACAAGGGCUACGCAUCGGCUGCCAAGCUGACCGAUACAUCGCCCCUAGUGUCGUUGCCCUUGGUCCAUACCACCAUGGGCAACCCCAACUGCAACAGAUGGAGGAGGUGAAGCACGCGGCAGCCCACUACCUGUGCAACAAGUCCGGGCACCCAAUUGAGGAAGUCUACAGCAAGAUCCUCUCGUUUGUCGGUGAGGCCCGAAGCUGCUACACCGACGACCCGGUCGCAAAAUUCAGCGAUGCUGACUUUGCGGUAAUGAUGUUCCUCGAUGGCUGCUUCCUGCUAUACUACAUAUCUACGGAUGUGGAGAAGGAAUGCACUCUGUUGGCAAACCGGGUGUGUCUCUCCACAGGGCCAUGUCUUCUCAGGGACAUAUUCCUUCUGGAAAACCAGCUCCCUUGGCUGGUGCUCCACGUUCUCAUGACCUUUUUUACCUAUGUUGCUCCCCUAGUGCCCCCAUUUAUUGAAGACAUGGCGUCGUAUUUCAACAUCAGCUCGCAUUCAGAGAAGACAAAGCCUCCUGUCACCCUCGAGGGGCCGCACAAGCCGCCACAUCUCCUUGGACUCCUCCAUCACUAUGAGGUAGGCAGCCCGGAGCCUGGCAAAGUGGAGGAGAACUUUGGUGACGAAUACCCUUCGCCUACUAGUGCGAUCGAGCUUGCGGAAAUCGGCAUCAAGCUGACGGGCGCCAGCAACAAGGCAUGGCUGGUGAACAUGAGCCACCGAAGACGUGUCUUCGGUCAGCUCUCCCUGAGGCCACUGUUCCUGAACGACAUCACUGCUUGCUGGCUCGUCAACAUGGCAGCGUUCGAGACGUGCACGUCCACCAGCUAUCCUAAAGAUGGCUUCGUUGUCUGCUCGUACCUCUGCAUCCUUGGAAUGCUCGUCGACAAGGAGGAUGACGUGCAUGAGCUGCGAGCUAAGCAUAUCGUGCGCAGCCUCUUCAGCAACAAGGAGCUGCUGGUCUUCCUCAAGGGCCUCGCUCAUCACCUGCGCCCUGGCCACCACUACUUCGUCAUCUUGUCGAAGAUUGGGGUGUACAAGCGUCACAGGAGCGUGCGCAUCCUGGUGUACAAGUUCUUCUACAACCACUACAAGACCAUCGUUGCCUUGAUCUCUCUUGUUAGUGUGCUCGUGGGCAUCUUCCAAACCCUUGCAAGUCUCAAACAACCAGCUCAGCCAAAAUAG